AUGAGCGGCGGGCGCAGCGGGCGAUCUGCCGUGAAGAUGGAGGCGCCGUUUUACUCCGAGGAAGGACUGGAGCUGCUACCCGACUUCGUGCCAUUGCCAGGUUUCGGCACCGCCGGCGGACAUGGAGCCGAUACAACGGCGGCGGCCGGGCAGAAGCUGCUGCUGGGCGCCGGGAAGAAGAGGGACCUGGCGGCCGCCGCCCCUGUUCCGCUGCCGGGGCCCUUCGCUCUUCGCCCACCCGCCGGCGCCCGCGGCAGCGCGGCGGCUCUGCGCUUGCUACCGCCGCCGCCGCCGCCCGCCGCCGCCCCGCCGCCGCCCGCCGGCUCCGCGGAGCCGACGGGUGGCGGCGGGGCGACGGCGGCGGCCCGCGGCGGCCCGGAGGCCACGCUGGGCUCGGCCGCGGACCUGCCGCUGCUGAAACUGCCGCCGGCCGCCGACCUGGAGCAGCUGUUGAUCCAGGGUGGCGCGGGGUUGGGGACCGGCAGCCCGGGGCCGGCGGCGCCCGGGGCAGGAAGCGGCGGGGCGCCGGCGGCGGGGCCGUUUCUCUACCGGCAGCCGGUGACGCAGGAGCAGGAGGGUUUCGCCGACGGUUUCGUUAAGGCCUUGGCCGACCUGCACAAGCAAAAUCAGCUCCUGGCGGGGCCGCCGCCUCCGCUCUCCACGCCGGGACCCUGCUGCGCCGCCCGCCCGGGGCCGCCGGGAGCCCCCGCCGCCGCCGACCCGCCGGCCGUCUACACCAACUUGACCGGCUUCAACCCCGCGGGACCGCUGAGCCCCUCGGGCAGCGCGUACCCCGCUGCCGCCCCUCCUCCGCCACCACCGCCGGGCCUGGCCUUCGGGGCCGCCGGUCUGGGGAGCGGUCGGAUGGCGCCGGCGCGGUCCCUGGAAGAGCCGCAAACGGUGCCCGAGGUGCCGCCGUCGGUCGGCGGGGAGGGCGGUAGUAGCGCUCCGACGCCGCCGUCACUGUCGCCGCUGGACGCGGAGAGCCAGGAGCGCCUGAAGGCGGAGCGCAAGCGGCUGCGAAACCGCAUCGCCGCCUCCAAGUGCCGCCGGCGGAAGCUGGAGCGCAUCGCCCGACUGGAGGAGAAGGUGAAGGCGCUCAAGGGGCAGAACGCGGAGUUGGCCGCUACCGCCAACCUGCUCCGCGCGCAGGUCACACAGCUGCAGGGCCGCGUCCGAAGCCACCUCUCCUCCGGCUGCCACAUCAACGCCUCCGGGCACCCGCCGCCCGCCGCCGCCCCGCCGCGGGAGGCGGCCCCGGAGGCGGCUACUGCACCGGAGACGAGCGCCUGCUGAGGAGAACCCGCCGCCACCCGGCCCCGGCCCCCACCGGGGUACCGCGGAGUGAGGCGCCUGCCCGACGCCCAUCUACUGCUGUUACUCUUCUGAUGAUUAAUUAAUAUUAUUAUUAUUUAUUUGCGCCCGGAGAAGGAGGCCGCAGCAGCCGGGCGUGUCGAUGUUGCACUCAGGGGCGAGGGCUCUCCGAGCGUGGUUUUGGGGCAAGUGGUUGGUUUUGGUUCUGUCUGCGUCUUUUUUCCAGUGAAGUACUUGAGGUCUGUACAGUUUUUGGAAAUUAAGGAAAUUCCUGUUUACAGAGAGAUUCAAUUUUUCAUGGGGGAUAUAAAAAGUGUGUUUCCUAAUACACCUUACUGAACUGUAUACCAAUGGAUAAGCUUUUCAAACUUUUUAAAAAAAGCCAGAAUCAUAUGCUUUUGAAAACUUGUGCAUGUGUACAUAUAUAUAUAUAUAUAUACACUUAAAAACAUAAUAUGGCUAUGUAUAUUUUCUUGGUAUCGAUAAAGAACUUUUUUUUUAAAAAUACUGUCUUUCUCUAGAGCUUUAAUUUGCCAUUGAGAAUUAAGACAACCGUGUGGGUGCUCUUGCACUAACACAGCUUCAGUUUUAAAAUUGAACCCUGGAGGGAAAUGAUUUUUCUUGUAAAUCUUAAGGAGGAUAAAAUGCAUUGCUGACUCAGUCAUAUGGAAAUACUUUUUUAAACUGUAUGCUCCAUAUUUCUUGUGCCAAUGCAGACUUGGGGCAUUGAUAGUUAUUUAUUUAAACUUGAACACUUUUGAACGUUGCCUAGACCUUAUUUUUCUAGAUAAUUAGUACUGAAAAUGGCUACUUUGGCAAGAAGAGCUUUACUUUUUUCCUUCACUGUGUACAUUCCAGUAGUGUUUGCUCUUUGGGUAGUAUAGUAGUAAUUCAGUGCUAUACAGAAAAGGGCUCAGAUUUGGGGUGGGCUAGCUGUAAAGGUGGUAAUUCCAUUGUAUUCCAUUUUAAUAAAUUUCAGAAAUAUUAUGGAGAAGUAGAUUUAUUUUUUGGUAGAAAUCCAUGUAUGUUGCUUCUUGGUCUGCUUUGUCCUAAAGAAACUUUCUGCAGUACUCUAGAGACAGAAAGAGUCAGUGCUAGAACGUGAAAUGUUUUCCUGGUUGGGAAAAAUUGAUGUGAUUUCUUUGUCAUGAUUUUACUCGUGGAAGAGAGGAGCAAAGGAACUCUUUCCUCUGUUUAGACAUAAUCCUCAAUAGGUUUUUGAUAGCUUUAGGUCCCUUGCUCCAUACUGCUGCCUGCCCUGCUUCUGCUGCACCUGUAUGUUUUGAGCAUAGCCGCUACCGAAGUGCUGUUGAGCCCUGUGGUGCAGGGAAUGUGGGAAUGGUCUGUCGGAGUGUGAUGUGGUGGUCAUCCCACCAUGAGACCUUCGGUGCAGGGCUGUGGGCUGGACCUGCUGCUGGAGGCAGGCAGGGCUUCUCCUGAACAGAUCCAGCUGCAGAGCAGGCCCAAUCUCCCCUUUGAAACUGUGCUAAAAACUCUGCUUGAAUUCAGAGGCAAAACUUACCUGGGGAUAAUAUAUGUCUGUGCCAGCUGUUAUCAAAACGGGGGACCAACUGUAUGAGGAGCCAAGGGGGCAUAGACAUCUUUAUGUGUAUAAGCCAUUGCUCAGAUCUGUUGAACCCACUCAGGAGCUAUUAAACUUCUCUUACUUCUUUA
Molecule: messenger RNA, 2988 nt
Organism: Colius striatus (speckled mousebird)
Lineage: Eukaryota; Metazoa; Chordata; Aves; Coliiformes; Coliidae
Product: transcription factor JunD-like
Exons: 1
Coding region: 1-1296 (431 amino acids)
Biological process (GO): regulation of cell population proliferation; regulation of transcription by RNA polymerase II; regulation of cell cycle
Cellular component (GO): transcription regulator complex
Molecular function (GO): transcription factor binding; RNA polymerase II cis-regulatory region sequence-specific DNA binding; DNA-binding transcription factor activity, RNA polymerase II-specific
Source: RefSeq, a predicted model, not a curated record